This is a messenger RNA of Stylonychia lemnae, 990 nucleotides long. The record is from the annotation of a GenBank genome assembly. NCBI's taxonomy places the organism in Eukaryota, Ciliophora, Spirotrichea, Sporadotrichida, Oxytrichidae.
AUGUCAAACCAAAAUCAAAAUGGUGGAGAAAUGGGAGGUGGAUUCACAGAAGAUGAAGCUAACAAGAAGAGACUAAGAAAGGAAAAUGGAAAAAUGGAAAUCAAUGAAGCAGUUGAAACAGCGAAACGUUUGAUUAUUCAGAAUAGAGUGGAGGAAGCGAAUCGUCUAGUUUAUGAUAAAAUGACUGAUAUGAUAAAGAAUAAGAUCUUUGGAGAGAAUUCAAUAGAACUUCUACCAGCUUAUUUUGUGUUAGCAGAAGCAAAUAUCUGUAUGGGUAGUAGUAGACUUAAGAAAGCAGAAGAAUUCUUGAUCGCAGCCUAUUGGAACUUAUUGAAAUAUACUUCUGAUGAGAAUGAAAAAGGAGGCGAUACCAAAGGUUAGGAGGAUGUACUUGUAACAAAGGAUGAGAUUGAAAGAUAUAGAGCAAGUCUACACAAAACAUUCGGAAGACUCUUCUUGACUUAAAACAGACAAGGAGCAUCUAAGCAAGCUCUUGAAGAGCUAUCAAAGGGAAUUUAUCUCGAGUGCUAAUUCCAUGGUCCGGAAAGCAUUUAUCUUUGCAGUAGUUAUUACUACAUGGGAGAACUUUUUAAAAAAGAAGGAUAGGUUUAAAAAGCAAAGAAUUUCUACUUAAAGAUCAUACAAAUCUGGAAAAAAUUCAUCACAGAGAAAGAUUUAGGUUCAAUCUAAGACUACAACUACUCUUAAAUAGAUAGAAUUCAUUACGAGGAAGCUAGUGAGCACCUAAAGCAGAUUUAAGUGUUUUUUGAGAUAGAGUUUGGACCAUAAGACGUUUUAACUGCUGAGUGCAUGUUCACUUUCGGCCUUGUCUUGUUUAAGAAUGAAAAUAAAGAAGCAAGUAUUGAUAUCAUGACAAAAGCUCAUAUUAUCUUCUCAAAUGUACUCGGAGAGUUCGAUAGAAAGACUAAAGAGGUCGAAUAGAAUAUAAGAAAGAUUCAAAAUAUGUAUGGUGGAGGAAAUCAUCACUGA